CUCAUUCAUUCACUCAUUCAUUCAAUCACUCAAUCAAUCAUUCAAUCAUUCUGAACGCAUACACAGAAAUCUGAUCGACACACACGCAGUGCGGCUCACAGCAAUUGGCUCACAGAACCCAUCCCCUAUUAUUAUGUGACAAUUGACUGAGUGAGUGACUGAGUGAAUGGAUGGAUGACGUCCAGCGAUGAAUCAUGGGAUGACAAGCAAGCGAACGAGCCAACAACCGCCACACCAACCAGUCAGUCAUCUGAGUGACGUGCCGCUCUCUCAGUGUCGUGUGUGUGUGAUACUCCCCCGACCCGCCACGGACGGCGCCCCCAGAUGCACAUGCCAUGCCGGGAGCGCCACUGGUUGCGUUUCGAGAAUGCACCACACGCUGGGGCAAAGCCCUGCUGGCAGCCUAUCCACUGCCUGCAGCAGUCCGAUCGGAUCGCACAGCCAGAAGCAACGGCCGACCGACACCAGCCGUGCAGAUCGACAGAGACCUCAGAAAGCUAGAAGGAAAGAUCAAGGAAGUCUUGAUACGAUAUGCCCCUCCUUUCGUUGCCUCUCUGCCCUUGUUGCCUUCCUUGUCGGGCGCCCGCCCCUGCAAAGCUUGCCAGUGAUCACUCGCAGCACACAUGGAGGGAGGGAGGGAGGGAGGUGUCGGCAAAGAAAAAGAUGCUUGCCGUGAGUGGUUAACCCACCCAAAGCGUGUGGUGUCUGUCUGUGGUCAGAACACACACACAUACAGGUGGGUGAGAGAGUGUCCAGAGCGCGCACCGCUAUGCGACUAAAACACCAUCCACCACUUCCACACGCCCCACACACAGAGCCUCCCCGUAUCAGCUAGCUAUGCGGCGCACGGCAGCGAUCCUCUCUUAUUUCUCUGCCAGCCGGCCGUCCUGGUGUGCCGGCCACGCCGUCUGUCUGCCUGUCUGCCUGUACAUGUGCUCUCCUUUCCUCUCCUCUCUCCUCAAUACAUACACUCCUACACAAAUACGGAUGGAUGUGGAUCGAUGGACCGAUGGACGUGGUGUAUACACAGACAUAUACAAUACAAUACAGGGGACAGACACCUUUGCAUACUCACACUCUCCCUCCCUCCCUCCCUCCCUCCCCCUCUCUCUCUCCCUGGACCUUCACUGCGUUGAAACAGACAGACCUGCCGGGGCCAGUUAGUGUACACGACAGACUAUGUAUGUAUGUAUGUGUGAUCACCUAAACAGAAGCCAAGAAGGGAGGGAGGGGAGUGCGGUCGGGCGAUCGCGAUAUCGACACAUGGCAAGGGCAGAGUGAAUGAAGGAAUGAAGGCAGACAGACAGACAGACCAAAAAGACGGACGCUGCAGAUGUGUGUGCGCAUUCCGUCGUCCAUUCACUCAUUCAUUCGGUCACGACGUACGCUAUGUAGGUAUACGAAGGAAGGGCCCAAUGCAGCCAGGCCACGCCACGCCAGGCCAGGCAGCAGUGAGUGGGCAAUUAGAAUCAUGAUAUAGAUGAGAUGAGAUGAAACUGGGACGUACGCUCUGGACGGUGGACGCACUCGAUGGACGGGAGGGACAUGUGUAAAGACGUAUGGAGGGAGGGAGGGAGGGAUGCAGAUGGAUGCACGCCGCGCGUCAGCCAGCUGCAAGCAUGCAUGUGGUGACGCGCACAGUGCCUGCCGACGGAUCCAUGGGAUGGAUGGUGGUGACACACACCCCCACACACACACCCCGACACACACAGAAACACACACAGACUCAGACACCCAAGAAAGCACACCGCACCGAACCCUCAUCUCUCCGACCCACAGGCAGACAGGCAUCAUGCAGAUCGUGCGUGCGUGAGUGCGUGCUCGACCGUGUGACAUGGCCCGGCCCGGCCCCUUGCCCCGUAUUACUGUACACUCGCCUCCUUCUGACUGGCUGGGGUGGCCAGGCGGCCAGACGGCCGAUGCACGCACGCACCACGCACGCACACACACACACGUGCACUUCCCCCGUUGGGACGGACGGAAAGGAGCACGGCGCACCACGCACCCGCAUUUCAUCUCUCUGUCUCUGUCUGGCUCUCUCCAAAAUGCCCCCUUCCCCCCCCCCAAUUUCUCUCUCACUUUGGUUGCUCUCAGAAAGGAACAAGGUCACGUAGAAAGAAAGAAAGAAAGACUCACACGGACAGACCGAGAAAGGGCCCACAACAAAACGAGAUGAAACGAAACAGGACAACACCACUCACUCCACACAAACAGGGCUAUGUAUGCUCUCUCUAGGCAUGCUCCACUCACUCACGCUCAGCACACGACAUGCAGACUAGCUAGACAGAAAGCAGUGGGGGAGGGGAGACGAGAGUGAGGUGAGUGUGUGCUAUGUUUGUAUCUUGUCCAUGUGCAGGUUGGCCGCGAAGUGCGUGUGGAUGCCCCAAGGGAUGUGGUGCUUCAGCCACAGCUUCGCAACAGGACCUAAACACACAGCACAGCACAGCACAGCACAGCACACGCACCAUCAAACACCCUCCGCGACCGACCCCUGGCUGUGUGGCGUGUCCCGACCGACCGACCUUUGUGGAUGUACUUCGGGUGGAAUAUAGCGAGGUACGGCCGGCCCCUCUCCAUGUCGUGCACAAUACCCAUCAUCCAGCCGCUGGUCUCCUCGUCAAGAUCUUGGUGUGCGUGUGGAUGUCUGUGUGCGCGCGGGAGCGGCCGGUGGGCGAUGGUGGGCUGGGACGAGAAGGCACGUCGGCCAGUAUACCACGCAUCGACCUUCUUGGACACCACGUCUAGCCUGACAGACACAACACAUGGAGGGAGGGAGGGAGGGUGGAUGGAGUGGAUCGGUGGGCAGGGUGCGGUGCAGGUGGAGGUUUGUUGACUCCAUUCAUUCUCAUUUACCUUGCGAAGCCCUGUGGUGGGCUGGCUCCCGGCCAGCCCGGUCCCCUUGUGUGACUUAGAAUACAGUACAGCUGGCUGAACGGCAGCGAUUCCCGACUGCAGCAGAUGAGAUAGAUGUGACGCACAGAAAACGGACGGACGGACGGACGGACAAGUGCGGCAAGGAAGGUGAUUGAUACUAGUCUUAAGUAGGCGAUGGAUCGCGGUGCAAGCUUGGUGGUUACUUUGGGUGAGAUAUUGGUUGUGCGAUGGACAGCCUCUCAAAGCCUGGCGUGGGCCGGUGCUCCACGACUCUCGGAUGCUCCUCAGAAGACACAUCGAUGACCGUCCUGCACACCACACCCACACAUUGGGAGAGGAGAGGUUUCUCAACGUCUGUCUCGGCUCGCGCGGCGCAUACGGUGCCCACCUGUAGAGUGUGAUCUGUGGAGAUGAAGUGGGGUCGGGCCAGUAGCCCUCAUUUGCACCAAAGAGGCUCUCGGCGUUCCUGUUGAUGGCCAGAAACUCGGGACCCCAGGCCUCGGAAUAGAUCACUACCCUGCACACACACACACACACACAUGGAUGAACACCACACACAGAUGGAAGGGGGAUGGAUGGAUGGAUGGGCGACUGCCUGACGGACAUUACCUUCCCUCGUCGUCUUCAAAUCCUGACAGGUGGAUAGGGAAGCCGACCUCACCCACAUCGACCACACGCGGCGGCGUCCCUACACACACCAUCCAUCCAUCCAUCCAUGGCUGUGUGUGAUGUCUGUGUGUGUGUUGUGUGGCCUUGACCGACCCGCCCUCCGACCCACCUCACCUGCCUUCGGCCCUGUCGGCCUGGGCACGAGAUGAAGACGCAAUGGGCCAGCCAGCUUCCUGAACGACCAGAUCAAACCAACACAACACAUAAUGUGCAUGUCUGUCUGGCUGGCCGUCUGUCUGUCUGUCUGUCUGUCUGUCGUGUCGUGGCUGGCUGGCUGACUUGAGGCACUCGACGGGUCCCUUUUGGCCGAGCAGGAAGGGCAGCGGCUGCAGCUGCAUGGGGGGGUCGGGCAGGAUGUAAUACGACUCAGUUAUGCCCCAGUCGUGGGGCGCCGCCACCGCAUCUGGGGAGUCGACCAACCAUAAUACAUGUGUGUGCUGUGCUGUGCUGUGCUAUGGCGUGCGUACCAGGCAUUUCGUAAGGCAUGACAGAGAGAAGAGUUCCGUCGUCUGCCCACUCGCGUAUGGUGAGCCCCAUGGGUUUGCCCAUCAUGGGCGCACCCACCUGCCAAGUGAAGGCCACAAAGUUGCCCCUGUCGGCCUCAACCUUCACCACAACCAAUAAACACAACACACACAACAAACAGACAGACAUGCAGGGACAGAGGCUCAUCAGUCGCUCAGCUCCCUCCCUCACCUUUGGGUGCGCAUUGCUCGCGUCCCCCUCCAUCUCCAUAAUGCCGUCCAGCCAGUGCCACGUGCUCCUGCUGCUACGGCCAGCAGACGACGACCCAGACGACGAUGAGGACGCCGAUUCCGCCGCCCCGGCCACACCCACAUCGCCCCCCAAGUCCAUGUCAGCCGGGCCCACCGUCGAGAGGUCGUUGAUCUCGAGUGCCCAGGGCAGGCCCGCCUCGUGCAGCGCCAGCAGCAUGGGCGGCCCUUCCCUCCGUGGGAACAGGGCUAUGUUGGUGUUGGGCGGGGCCUUGAGGCGCGCGUCCAUGGCGUUUUCGGUCAUGCGUUCGAGCGGCGAGGGGACGUCGCCCUGGCGGAGUCGCUCGAGGGUGCGGAUGAUCUGGGUGGCCCGUUUGCAGCGGGCGUGGGGGCUGUCGGGGUUGCGGUAAGUGCCGAAACAUCCCUAAAUGGCCAGAUCCAGAAACAAACAAGAGAGAUGAGAUGAAGCCAUUGGCGAGUGGAUGGAAGGGUGGAUGGAUGGCUACCCUGUAGAGGAAUUGGUUGGCGUUUUGUUCGUCGAGGAAGUCGGGCGUGACGACGUAGCGCGACCGCAGCCAGGCCUUGCCGUCGCGGAACGAUAUGGCCGUCAGGUACCCGUCGCCGUCCUGCACACACUCAGACAGACAGAUAGACAGAUGCGUGUGGGGCGUGGUGAGAGUGAUUUGUAUGUGCGUGUGUCUUCGCGUACCAUCCAAUGUGCUGUGGUCUGGUUGGCGCGCUCAAACAAAGCUGAUGGACACACACACACACAAACACACACACACACACACACACAGAGAGAGAGAGAGAGAGAGCAAGACGACCAGAAAACAUUAAAACAGAGUGCAUGCCACACAUGCGACUCCCUUCCCUCUCCCUCUUUCACAUAGCGGUGUGCCUUGCCUCACCAGGUCCCAGCCGCAGGUAUGUGCCGUUGAUAUCCUUGGGGAUGCUCCCCUCCACCUCGUCUAUCACAUACUCAAACUCCUCAGGCUGCGACUUGAAGGCCGCUGCCCAGUCGUCCCUACUAAACACGCCAUCGAACUUCUUGAGCUCCGCCAGCCGGGCACUGUCGUCCACCGUCGGCCUGGCGGUCUUGAUCGGCGGGAUGGCCAGCGGCAACACCCACGACCUCAGCAUGUGGCUGAUCGGGAUGCGCACAGCCGCCUGGGCGACCUUCUUGGUCGUCUCCAAACGCUGAUCCGUCGGCGGCUUCUGCUGAAGUCGCGUUCUCGGCUGUGUGCGCGAGUGUCGGCCGCCGCCGUGUGCGCUUGGUGGCUGGAGGAAUGAUGACGAGGGCCAUGGAGAGGGCCGGGAGGUCUUGAGGAAUCUGCCGCUGGCGUGCCGCACGGUCAGAGUGAGCUGCAGGGCGAGCAGGGUGACCACAGAUAGAGACAGCAUGGCGCCGUCUGGCUUGACGGACAGGGGCGUGGAUGGUUGCGGUGACGCUGCUGCUCAAGGAGAGACCUUGUGUGGACAGUAACAACCCGCCACGCGGCGAGAUC
Vitrella brassicaformis is the source of this 5761-nucleotide messenger RNA. Lineage: Eukaryota; Vitrellaceae. The record is from the annotation of a GenBank genome assembly.